Molecule: messenger RNA, 447 nt
Organism: Colletotrichum destructivum
Lineage: Eukaryota; Fungi; Ascomycota; Sordariomycetes; Glomerellales; Glomerellaceae
Product: Putative ribonuclease P/MRP protein subunit Pop8
Exons: 1
Coding region: 1-447 (148 amino acids)
Biological process (GO): tRNA processing; intronic box C/D snoRNA processing; nuclear-transcribed mRNA catabolic process, RNase MRP-dependent
Cellular component (GO): nucleolar ribonuclease P complex; ribonuclease MRP complex
Molecular function (GO): ribonuclease P activity; ribonuclease MRP activity
Source: RefSeq, a predicted model, not a curated record
AUGACGACGCAAAACUCAUCGGCGGAAGAGACGCCGGCCAGCACCCCUCGCGCAACGAGUCUCAAAUCCCACGAGCUCCUCACAUGCACCAUAAAGACACCGGCAUUCUCGUACGCUCAUCUCGAGCUCAUCGCCGACUCCCCGCAAGCGCCCGAGGCAACAGCAGGCUUGGACGACCUUCAGGUGCGCUCCUACUGCGACGCCGCGCUGCGCCAGUUCCUCGGCGUCACGGGCUCCGCCAUCCCCAUCGACAUCCUCAAGGUCGACCGCACCCAGUGCUGGCUGCGCGUGCCCCGUCCGGACCUUAGCCCCUUCGCUGCCGCCAUCACGGCGUGGGCCGGCGUCUCCGAGCAGGGGACCCGGCGGGUGCUCCGCGUGAAGCAGUGCUCCGACUACCUAGGCGCCAUGGUCGGCGCCGACGGCCAAGACAAGCUCUGGUUUUCGUGA